AUGAUGCCUCAAAGGGUCAUGGAAUGUCAGUCUUUGGAGGGCAUUUGUCAGGAGGGCUAUGAAGUUUUUCUUCAUAGCAAGGGGAAGGCCUGAAUGACCCUUGUCAUUCCUUCCACUUGAGGGUUCUGUGAUUCCUCCUUUUCUUUCUGGCUUCUUCUCUUAGCCCUCCCCUUUCUCCUCUCACUGUUGCUGCUUUUCUUUCUUUCUCUUUUCUCUUUCCUUUUUCAUUUUCUUCCCAUUCUCCUUCUCAUCCUGCUGCUCUUCAUUCUACUUCUCUUCUGCUUCCUCCUCUUCUUCUUCCAUUUUUUCUCAUCUUCUUCCUCCUCCACCUACAUUUUUCUGUCGUUGCUGUCCUCUUCUCCUUCUACUUCUUGUCUUCCUCCUUCUCCUUCCUCCUCUUCUUCCUCCUUCCAUUUUUUCUCCCUGUCUUCCUCCUCCUCUCCCCACUUCUUCUCCUGUCUCCUCCUUGUCUUCUUCUUUUCUUCCUCCUCCUUGUCUUCCUCAUGCUACUGCUUCUCCUUGUCAUCUCAUUCUUCUUCCUCCUCCUUCCACUUCCAGAGUUACAAGCUAGGUAGAUUCAAGGAAGGCUGUGGAUGUUGCAUAUCUGGAUUUCAGUAAGGUCUUCAACAAGGUCUCCCAUGAUCUUCUGGCAAACAAACUAGUCAAAUGCGGGCUAGGAAAAACUAUGGUUAGGUGGAUCUGUAAUUGGUUACGUGAACGAACCCAAAGGGUGCUCACCAAUGCAUCUUCAUCCUGGAAAGAAGUGACGAGUACUGCAGGGUUCUGUCCUAGGCCCGGUUCUGUUGAACAUCUGUAUAAAUGACUUAGAUGAAGGGUUAGAAGGCAUGAUUAUCAAGUUUGCAGACAACACCAAAUUGGGAGGAAUAGCCAAUACUCAAAACGAUCUUAACAGAUUAGAGAGAUGGGCCAAAACUAACAAAAAACUAACUAACAAAGUUCAGCAUAGACAAAUGCAAGAUACUCCACUUAGGUAGAAAAAAUGAAAUGCAAAGACACAGAAUGGGGGACUCCUGGCUUGAUCGCAGUACAUAUGAAAAUGAUCUUGGAGUCCUCAUGGACAGCAAGUUAAACAUGACCAAGCAAUGUGAAGCAGCGGCUAAAAAAACCAAUGGGAUUUUGGCCUGCAUAAAUAGGAGUCUAGUGUCUAGACCCAGUGAAGUCAUGCUCCCCCUCUAUUCUGCCUUGGUCAGACCACACCUGGAAUACUGUGUCCAAUUCUGGGCACCGCAAUUGAAGGGAGAUGUUGGCAAGCUGGAAUGUGUCCAGAGGAGGGCGACUAAAAUGAUCAAGUGUCUGGAGAACAAGCCCUAUGAGGAGCGGCUUAAAGAGCUGGGCAUGUUUAGUCUGCAGAAGAGAAGGCUGAGAGGAGACAUGAUAGCCAUGUAUAAAUAUGUGAGGAGAAGUCGGAGGAGGGAGCAAGCUUGUUUUCUGCUGCCUUGAAGACUAGGACAUAGAACAACGGCUUCAAACUUCAGGAAAGGAUAUUCCACCUGAACAUGAGGAAGAACUUCCUAACUAUGAGAGCUGUUCAGCAGUGGAACUCUGUGCCCCGGAGUGUGAUGGAGGCUCCUUCUUUGGAGGCUUUUCAACAGAGGCUGGAUGGCAAUCUGUUGGGGUGCUUUGAAUGAGAUUUUCCUACUUGGCAGGGGGUUGGACUGGAUGGCCCACAAGGUCUCACUCUCUUCCAACUCUAAGAUUCUGUUAUUAUUCUUCCUCCUCCUGCUCCAACAUUUUUCUAUCUUGUUCUCUUCCUCUCUUUCUACUCCUUGCCUUCCUCCUCCUCUUUGGACUGGAUGGCCCAUGAGGUCUCUUCCAACUCUAUUAUUCUAUAAUUCUAUGAUUCUUCCCUCCUCCUCUUCUUGCUUCUUUCACUUCUUCUCCCCUUCUUCUUCCUCCUCUCCCCACUUCUUCACCUUGCCCUCCUUCUCCCACACUUGUUACUCCUUCCUUCGUUCCUUUUCUUCAUCCUCUUCUCCCUUCUCCUUCUUCCAAUUCUUCUCCUUCUCUUCCUCCUUGUCUUCCUGAAGCUGCUGCUUCUCCUUGCCAUCUCAUUCUGCUUCUUCCUCCUUCCACUUCUUCUUGUCUUCUCCUUGCUCUCCUUUUCCUUGCCUUCCUCCUGCUCCUGCUUCUCCUUGUCACCUCAUUUUUCUUCUUUCUCCUUCCUUCCACAUCUUCUCCUCUUCUCCUUCCUCUCCUCCUUUUCCUUGCCUUCCUCAUGCUCCUGCUUCUCCUUGUCAUCUCAUUUUUCUUCCUUCUCCUUCCUUCCACUUCUUCUAAUUGUAUUCUCCUUCCACUUCUUCUCCUCGUCUUUUCCUUCCUCUCCUCCUUUUCCUUGUCUUCCUCCUCCUCUCAUUCCUCUUCCUCCUCCUUCCACUUCUACUCCCUCUUCUUUUUCUCCCUCCCCUUUCUACUUCGAAUGGUAGAAUCAUAGAGCUGGACUAGAUGACCACAUGGGCCACCUAGUCCAACCCCCUGCUUCCUCCCACUUUUUCUCCUUGUGGUGGCUGUCUUCCUCAUCAUCAUCAUCAUCUUCCUCCCCUCCUCCCUCCGCUGCUCCCUCUCUUCUCUCUGACCCUCCUCCUCCUCCUUCCCUAUAGAGAGAGAGCCAGGGUCCGGAGGGGCGAGCCCAUCCCUUGAAGCCCUGGCGCGCAAUGACGCUGCUCUGGGGCUGAAGUCUCCCCGACUUGGAGGGGAAGGGGGGGAUGUCUUGGUGGCUCUGACAUCACGGCCUCAUUCGCAUUCAGCAGAGGCAGCGGCGGCGAAGGAGGCGACUCCCCAGCGGGGCCAGCCAGUCAAGCAGCCCAGUCGCCCGGCAGAAGCAGCAGAAGGAGGAGGAGGAGGCUCCUGCGCGGAGCUGUCUGAAGCUUUCCGACUUUCACAGAAGACAGGGAGGCUGGCUGACUGGCUGGAUGCAGCAGCCUGAUUCAAAGACCCUCUCUGGCUCUGGGGUCCUUUUUGGGAGGCGAUGGCGUGAUGGCGGAGGGGCGACCCAGCAGCUGUGCCCAGGGAAGCGAGCGUGAGCCAAGGCAGGGCAGAAAGCCCUCGAUGCCCGCUGAUGCUUUGGCAAAGCCCGCCACUCUCCCCUUGCUUGGACAUGGGUCCCAUAUUGCAAAUAUAGCUCCCAAAGACGUCUCCAUAGCUGUAUUCCAGUGUUAAGGAGAGGGGGGAGGACUUGACAAUGCUGCAGUGUUUACCUGGGGCUUUGCAGGCAAGGAAAGUCAACUGAAGAAGCAGACGAAGAAGAAGAAGAAGAAGAAGAAGAAGGGAGAGACUUGACAGAAAAGAGCAGAGGUGUUGAGCAGGACCUCAGCACUUGAGGAAACCCCCAACUUAACUUCUAAAAGCUGGAUGCAGGAUCCAUUCAAACAGGAAAAUUUGCAGACAUUGUAAGUGCCCACAGUCAGAGCACUUUGAAACCGUGAUGCCUCUGGAAAUGGAGAAGACUGUGACCAAGCUGAUGUUUGACUUCCAGCGGAACUCUACUUCUGACGAUGACUCGGGUUGUGCCUUGGAAGAGUAUGCUUGGGUACCUCCUGGGCUGAAACCAGAACAGGUUCAUCAGUACUACAGCUGCCUACCGGAAGACAAAGUGCCCUACGUGAACAGCCCUGGAGAGAAAGCCCGUAUCAAACAGCUUCUUCACCAGCUGCCACCACACGACAAUGAGGUACGAUAUUGCAAUUCAUUGGAUGAAGAAGAGAAAAGAGAACUCAAACUCUUCAGCAAUCAGAGGAAAAGGGAGAACUUAGGCAGAGGCAAUGUGCGACCAUUCCCAGUCACCAUGACCGGAGCCAUUUGUGAGCAGUGUGGAGGUCAAAUCAAUGGAGGAGACAUAGCUGUCUUUGCAUCCAGAGCAGGGCAUGGCAUUUGCUGGCACCCCCCAUGCUUCAUCUGCAGCGUUUGCAAUGAGCUGUUGGUAGAUCUUAUUUACUUCUAUCAAGAUGGGAAGAUUUAUUGUGGCCGGCACCAUGCAGAAUGCCUGAAGCCUCGGUGUGCAGCGUGUGAUGAGAUUAUCUUUGCAGACGAAUGCACAGAGGCUGAGGGACGGCACUGGCACAUGAAGCACUUUUGCUGUUUUGAAUGUGAAACGGUGCUGGGAGGCCAGCGAUACAUCAUGAAGGAAGGGCGGCCAUAUUGCUGCAACUGUUUUGAAUCCUUAUAUGCGGAGUAUUGUGAUACCUGUGCUCAGCACAUUGGAAUUGACCAGGGUCAGAUGACUUAUGACGGCCAGCAUUGGCAUGCAACCGAGACCUGCUUUUGUUGUGCACAGUGCAAGAAGUCACUUCUUGGGCGGCCAUUCCUGCCAAAGCAAGGGCAGAUCUUCUGUUCCAGAGCAUGCAGCAUGGGGGAUGACCCCAAUGCCUCCGAUUCAUCUGACUCUGCUUUCCAAAGUGCAAGAGCCAAAGAAUCCAGGCGUAGUGCCAAGAUCGGCAAGAACAGGAACAAAGGAGAGGAGAAUGCUGCCGGCCAGAGCAACCAACUGCAGGUGACCUCCAGCAGGCUCUCUACAGAUGUGGAUCCCCUCUCCUUGCAAAUGGACUUGCUGAGCUUAUCCAGCCAGACUCCAAGUCUAAACAGGGACCACAUCUGGAGGAGCAGAGAUGAGCUCUACCACUAUGGGAACAAAAUGGAGUCAAGUCAGUCACAAACCCCCUUGCAGAUGCUCAGUCAGUGUAACAUCAGGACCUCUUACAAUGCAGGGCAGAGUCCAAGUGCUCAGCAGGAACUAUGGGGCAAACAUUUCAGCAAUCCAAAGAGGAGUUCCUCCCUUGCCAUGAAAGGACAUGGUGGUAGCUUCAUCCAAGAGUGCCGAGAAGAUUAUUACUCAGGAAGGCUACCAUCACAGGAGAGCUACAGUGACAUGUCCAACCAGAGCUUCACUGAAAACAGGGGGAGUUACAAGGUCUCCAAAUAUGACCAAGAGGAAGACAGCAGUAGGUCUGCACAGCAUUGUCGUACCAGGCAUCCAAUCAAUGCCUUGAAAUUCACUGAGGAACUGACUCCAACAGAGCAAACUCCACGUGGUUCAAUGGAAUCUCUUGCUCUUUCCAAUGCCACAGGUCUCUCUGCGGAUGGGGGCACCAAGCGACAAGAGCAUCUCUCUCGUUUUUCCAUGCCUGAUCUCAGCAAGGAUUCUGGAAUGAAUGUGUCAGAGAAGAUGAGUAAUAUGGGAACAUUGAAUUCAUCUGUCCAGUUCAGAAGUGCAGAAUCUGUCCGUAGCUUGCUAUCUGUCCAACAGUACCAAGAUAUGGAAGCCAACCUUCAUGAUCUUGCCAAUCCGAUUGGCUACAGAGACACACCGUCCCGUGGGAGGAUGCACCAGAGCUUUGACUAUGGUGAUGCAAUGCCAGGAACUAAAUUGGCUGGGCAGGAGAGUGCCAGGCAUCCCCCUAUGAGUGAGCGAACUCCCAGACGAACUAAUCUCCGGGAUGAUGAUCGACGCUCCCGCCACCACAGGCCCCGGCGCUCCAGGCGCUCCCGCUCAGACAAUGCCCUCCACCUUGCCAGUGAACAGAGUUACAAGUUGAAAGAAAGGCCCUCUCUACGAGCCCGGGAGGAUUAUGAUCAGUUCUUACAGCAGAGAGGUUGCAGGGAAAGUGUGGAUCAGGGUGCACGAAGAAAUCUUUAUGGUCAGUGCCCCAGGACUGUGUCAGACCUUGCUUUGCAAAACCACUUUACUGAGCGAUGGGGACCCUACUUUGCUGAAUAUGAUUGGUGUUCUACAUGCUCUUCCUCCUCUGAAUCUGACAAUGAAGGCUACUUCCUGGGAGAGCCAAUCCCUCAACCCAGUCGUCUCCAGUACGUUGCUGGUGAAGACCUGCUUCACAAAUAUGGUUCCUACAGCAUGCCUAAGUCUUCCACACUAGGUGGUCGUGGACAGUUACAUAGCCGGAAAAGGCAAAAGAGCAAAAACUGUAUCAUAGCAUAACCGUGUUUUACCCAAGCACAGUGUUGGAGAAUGUAAUUACUUCAUCAACUUGCACUGUUGUAGGUCUUAAAGCGCUUUUUAUUGUAACGAAACAUCCUGGCAAGCAGGGAGCUGUAAGAAGGUCAUAGACACAAGGUCUAUAAAUAGUCAUAAUUGUUGGCAUGGUGAAUAUAUUUUGCACAUUUUAUUUUGGGGAUGAGAGGGGAGGGAUCAAAUUUAUUUUAGCAUGAAUAAGUAAAAGUUUAUCUCCUUCCUACAACUAGCCACCACCCAACUAAUAUCCAGUUCACCCAUCUGUUUUUAGUUGCCAUUGUUUUUGAUAACCUGCAGUUAGCAACUCAUGUAUUCUCUCUCCUUUUUUUGCUCUCCAUUUUCAUCAUUUUCUUUCACCAUUCUUCUGCCAGAUUGUAAGGAAAUGUAAAUUAAUUCCAUGAUUUGUUGUGAAAAAUGCAAAAGUAAGUGAGAGUUUGGAGAAAAUAUUUUUGUAUUUUGUAAUAACUGAGGAAUGUUUUUAUCUUAGGAGUCACUGGGAAAUCCGUGCACAUUCAUCAUGUUUUUUUGGGAUGAGCUAAAGAAACAGAGCUUGAGAAUCCUUAUUUUAUUUUAUUUGCCAUCAAAUUUCAUCUGGAUCAGCAAUCCUUUACUUUCUGUACCUGCUUAAAACAAAAUGAAAAAGAGCCUUUAGAAAAUUAAUUAGCUCUUGAGGAAGUUUUGGGGCUCUACUAACACCUUCAUUUUAUGUUACUCUUUAAAACAAAUACAGGCAUCUAUCACUGGAAAUAAAAUGAAAGCAAGUUUUUCCCUUUUUCAAAUGCAGAAAAAAUAUAGACCUGUGUCCAUUUGCUUGUCCCAAGUAAAAAAGAUAUAUUAAAACAAUUAUUGAAUGGUAAUUCAACAUUUACCGUAUAUACUCAUGUAUGAGUUGAUCUCAUAAAAGUCGAGGGCAGGUUUUUUGGGUCCAAAAUUAUCCAUUUAGUAGUUAAUGAUCUGAGAGAAAGGUUAACACUCUUUAAAGAGGGCCAAAAUUACCCAAGAGUCACUCUGUGGAUUGGGUAAAGUGCCAACAAUGCCCCUGGCUUCUAUUGCCAAUUUAAAAGCCAGAAGUUAUGUUGUAGCUGAGAGCUGUUGUUUCUUUUUCAUUCUCCUGGGACAGACAAAGCUCUCAUAUUUCACCACUCUACUCAGAGAGGAGGAUGGCUCCUUUUUUAUAAGAGUUACAGUACAAUACAUUGACCCAUGGUUAAGUUGGCCCAGGGUCUUGGGUUAAUUAUUUGACAAAAAAAUUAGACUUAUACAUGAAUAUAUACACUACGUAAAUCCCAUUGAUUCAGUUCAUCUCCUCUGGUAGGGAUUGGCAGUUGGAUUUGAACCCAAAAUGUUAAAAAGGUUAAAGAUCUGAGUGAAGGCCAAAAUCACUAAAAUUUCAACUACUUUUUGGGGGGUAAACCAAAACAAUUGUAAAUGGUACAGUUGUGUGGUGUCAGCAUGAACUUGUUUUGAGUAUAGAAUUGUUUUCUGGUGCUCUAGUUUCCUGGCAUUUGUUAACUGCUAUUCUUUGCUGAGAGGUAACUUCAGUACUGCCUUCUUCUGAAAUCCAUAAUGAAAUGAAUACACCCUGAUCAUGUCAGACAUAAAGUCUACCCAUGGGAGAUAAAUACUUCAAACCCAUUACAAAGUCAGUUUGAAGGGUCUGUCCUCAGGGUAGAUUGGGGUCUGUUUUUUUGGAAGUACAACAAAGCAACAAAAGCUUCAACAUGGGUAGUUAUAUACAUAGGGCUCAAAAUGUAUUGUGUGCUAUGGUGGAUGUGAGUUAUUUCUCUCUCUCUCCCUAUAUGCUUUAAACAAGUGGGCGUUUGACAUCAAGAUGUGUACGAUAUUGUUUCCAGAUGAGACAGUGGGAAAGAAGAAAUUUGUUUUGUUUCUGUUGUACCUUUUUUUACUUAUAGGGCUGCAAAUUGGGUGUCAGUAGUCCCCAGCUAGGUAGGAGCUUGCCAACUUACAACACCUGUGUAUGGUUCUCUUGAGAAUUUUUAAGGAUUCUAUUAGAAAAUACUGACUGUUGAAAUAGAUGACAAAAUGCAAAUAGGUGUGAAUGGGACUUUAAAAAAAACAGGUGCAAGGGUCCUGCCUCUUCAGCUGGACCUAAGCAGUAGCAAUUUUGACCAUGGUACAGCAGUGUUGCUGUCUGGCUUUGGAACAAUGUGUAACCCUGAGAGAAUGGCCAGUGUUGCUUAUUGAAAUGCAGCAGCAUGGAAGGAAACCUCUGGUACAGAUGUAUCCACAGCACAGUUGGGAAUGUUUUUUUGUGCAUAAGGAGAAUGUGAUAACUAUGAUUUUUCCCCAAAAAAAUAAAGAAGGAAAAAGAAAAGAAA
Anolis carolinensis (green anole) is the source of this 8322-nucleotide messenger RNA. It is a transcript of the gene prickle2, whose product is annotated as prickle planar cell polarity protein 2. Bases 3443 to 5950 code for a protein of 835 amino acids. Gene Ontology annotation, molecular function: zinc ion binding. The transcript has 8 exons. The record is from RefSeq and is a predicted model, not a curated record. NCBI's taxonomy places the organism in Eukaryota, Metazoa, Chordata, Lepidosauria, Squamata, Anolidae.